AUGUCAAGCUCUAACACGACCCCCGCGGUGGCGCCGCCGCCUUAUACGUAUCAAUCGAUCCCUCAGGAUGAACAUCUGGCUGGCGAAGUCGACCCUGAUGACUUUAAGUUCGGUGUCACUGUUGAGCAGAGUGCGCCUGAGAUCCGCUCAAUGUUUGUGCGCAAGGUCUAUACCGUUCUCUUUUUCCAGAUCCUCGGCACGGCUAUGGUUGCAGGUGGUCUUAGUACCCAGAAGGCAGCUGCUUGGAUCCAGACCAACCCAUGGGUCAUGCUGGUGGCGUUGUUUGGCUCGAUGGGCUCUCUGGGCCUCGUCUACUGGAAGCGCUACAAUCAUCCCACAAAUUUGUACAUGCUGGGCCUUUUUACCACAUUUGAGGCUGUAUCGCUCGGUGCGCUUGUCAGCUUCCUCGACCAAGUCGUCGUGCUGAAAGCUGUCAUUAUCACCACGUUUGUGUUCCUGGGACUUACUCUUUUCACGCUGCAAUCGCAGUACGACUUUUCCUCGUUACAAACAUGGCUCUUUUGGGGUCUACUUGUGCUGCUGGGCACGGGCUUCGUCCAGAUGUUCUUCCCUUACAGCCACAUGUUCGAGCUUGUGUACUCUGCCGCUGGUUGUGUGAUCUUUAGUGGGUACGUGAUGUACGACACAUGGAUGAUUCAACGUCGUCUUUCGCCGGACGACUGGGUCCUCGCGAAUGUAUCGCUGUACUUGGACAUUGUGAACUUGUUCAUUUCCAUCCUGCGCUUGCUUAACGCUACGUCGGAAGAGUAA
Messenger RNA from Malassezia pachydermatis, 771 nucleotides. RefSeq lists its product as hypothetical. The transcript has 2 exons. Gene Ontology annotation, cellular component: membrane. The record is from RefSeq and is a predicted model, not a curated record. Lineage: Eukaryota; Fungi; Basidiomycota; Malasseziomycetes; Malasseziales; Malasseziaceae. Bases 1 to 771 code for a protein of 256 amino acids.